This is a messenger RNA of Sinocyclocheilus anshuiensis, 1758 nucleotides long. Its product is annotated as myomesin-3-like. Gene Ontology annotation, molecular function: protein binding. Gene Ontology annotation, biological process: sarcomere organization. Lineage: Eukaryota; Metazoa; Chordata; Actinopteri; Cypriniformes; Cyprinidae. Gene Ontology annotation, cellular component: M band. The record is from RefSeq and is a predicted model, not a curated record. The transcript is spliced from 14 exons. The annotation marks the transcript as partial.
AGGUCAUCUUCACCGCAGAGACAGACAGCCGGAGGAGAAGCUGAGAGAGUUAAAGGAGGUGAGACAGCAGGAAACAAUAAGGAGACUUGAACAGAAGAAGGAGAGACGGGUGAAGGUCGAGGAGGAGAGACGUCCUGCUGAUCAUCUUAAAGGCCUGAAGAACGUGCUGCCGAGAGCUUCGCCAUGGCAACCAAAAUAGUAACCCAGCGCUGCCAGGAGGAGCAGAUGGAGCAGAUGUCUCACAGCAUGCAGAUGUCGUCCCAGAUCAAGAAGAGAAAGUUCAAAUCCAGUGAUGAAACGGCCUCUCUGAGUGAAUUCUAUCCCAUCAUUCCUGGUGACGUCAUGUCUGUGAAGGAAAUCCUGACUGAACCCAAGUUCCCACGCAACCGGACAUGGGAGGCCCUGAGAGAGACGCUGUCCAGUGAUGAGCUGCACGAGAGGGACCAGUGGACGCUGUUCGGGAACGAGGCUGAGAAACUGGAGAUCGGUGUGAUCAGAAACCAGCGUGUCGUCCGUGAGCGUGUGGAUCGAUUGGCUCUGCGCCGGGAGGCCGAGAGAAAAGCUUCUUUGCACAUGAAGUUGAUUGAGGAUCUGAGCAUGAAGGCUCCUGAUUUCCCCGUCCCGCUGCGGCCGCACACGGUGUGGACCGGGAUGGACGUCAAACUCUCCUGUUCGGUUCAGGGGUGCCCGCUUCCCAGCGUCACAUGGUAUAAGGAUGACGUUCCUCUCCGAGGAUCUCUGCCGUGGAACUACAAGCUGAUGCAGAAGUGCGGCCUCGACGUUUUGGAGAUCAGGAGAUGUUCUGCUGAAGAUGCCGGAGAAUACAAGGUUAUAGCGAAAAGUUCUCUGGGAGAGGCGACGUCCAGCGCCAGGCUGAUAGUCAACUCACAUGAAGGGGCCGAGGCGACACUGAAGCGCUCGUGGAUGCCCAUCCCAGUUCCAGAACCGGACGCUCAGCUGGCCUCCACCUUUCCUCCAACAUUUGUGAAAGAAGGUGACAACUUGGUUCUGCAGUGCAGUUUCACCACAGCUUUACUGCCGUUCCAACAGGAUGUGACCUGGUACAGAGAUGGGCUGGUGCUGCAUCAGUCCAGUCGUGUGGAGCUGCAGACGGGUCUGCGAUCCGCCAAUCUCACCCUGAAGCGAGUGCACAAGGAACAUGAAGGCCUGUACAGCGUCCGUCUGCGCAUCUGGGAGGGAACCGUCGAGCACAGCGCCUACGUCUAUGUCAAAGAUGGACCUGCGGUUGUGGUCGGCGCUCCAGGUUCUCCUCUACAGGUGAAGUGUUCUGAUGUGAACCGGGAUUACGUGUUCCUCUCGUGGAUUCCUCCCAGCGCAGACGGAGCCGCUUCUGUGCAGGGUUACUUCAUAGAGAGGUGUGACAUCGGUGUUGGGAAGUGGGAACGCUGUAAUGAUGUCAUCCAGAGGGAGUGUCAUUAUCCUGUCAUGGGAUUGAAGGAAAACACAAUGUACCAGUUCUGUGUGUGUGCAGUCAACCAGGCAGGCGUGGGCCGUCCGUCUAAACCCACUGACCCCAUCCUGACCUCUGACCCCCUGGAGCCCAGCAGGACUACGGUGGUGAAGGUGGAUCGCGGGAGAGAGAUUGUGAUCACUAAGGACCAGCUGGAGGGUCAAAUCCGAGUACCGUUCUCCCCCACUGAUAUGCGAGUUUGUGAGCUUAGCGACACCUACGCUGUGCUGAGCUGGACUGAACCAGAUCCGCGGGGCAGAGAGCCUCUCACCUACUUCGUGGAGCGG